Molecule: messenger RNA, 629 nt
Organism: Rhizophagus irregularis DAOM 181602=DAOM 197198
Lineage: Eukaryota; Fungi; Glomeromycota; Glomeromycetes; Glomerales; Glomeraceae
Source: RefSeq, a predicted model, not a curated record
CUCCUCAUUAUAUAAAAACCUUGCCUUACGUGUUACAAUAAACUUUUUUGUAAACUUUCCUUGUUACUCGUUAUACAACUCCUCAUUAUAGAGAUGACCGAAAAAAUUUCCAAUUUUUCUUUAAAUGAAACUUUGACAAAUGUUGAAUUGUUACACGACAAACAACAUCAAAAUUUUCUAAUUAUCGAUUCUUCAUCUGAAGAUGAUAUUGAAAAUCCAACUUUAAACUUGACUUUAGGACAAACUUUUCAAACUUGUGAUGAAGCUGAGAAAUUUUUAAAUGAUUACGCGUUGGAAAAAGGUUUCAGUAUUUGGCGGAAAAGAACUGAAAAUGAUGAUAAUAAAAUCCUACGAAAAAUUAGUUGGGAAUGUUGUUGUGCAGUUAUUGACAAUUGUAAUCGUACACGACUUGUUGCAACUGCAUUACUUGAAGAUGAAACAGAAGAAAGUUUCAUUUGGGCAUUAAGUAUGAUUAAAAAAGAAAAAUCUUCGGAAUAAGUUGAAAUCAGAUGAAUUUAAAGCAUUUCGAGAAGAAUUUUUUCAUUGUAGGAAUACAUUGAUUUCAACACUUUUUGAAAAUCGUUGGGAGCAUUUGAAAUUAAAAUAUCCAUCAGCUGUAAAAGAGAUCC